Centropristis striata (black sea bass) is the source of this 1140-nucleotide messenger RNA. Its product is annotated as high choriolytic enzyme 1-like. The record is from RefSeq and is a predicted model, not a curated record. The transcript is spliced from 7 exons. Gene Ontology annotation, biological process: proteolysis. Gene Ontology annotation, molecular function: metalloendopeptidase activity; zinc ion binding. NCBI's taxonomy places the organism in Eukaryota, Metazoa, Chordata, Actinopteri, Perciformes, Serranidae. Bases 192 to 905 code for a protein of 237 amino acids.
UUUCGAGCCGCCACAUUUAUCAACAGCCGAUCAUUCUUACGCUGUGAUUGGAGAGAUACGAUCGUUUGAUAAAUCACACGUGGACCCUGUCGUAAGACCAAAUAUACACUCGGAUCUGCGCUCGUUUCUACGCUCGCUUGAUAAAUGAGGGCCAUUGUGUUUUACAAUGAGCUGAAACAGUUCAUCUGUUCAUGAACAAAAUGAGUUAUUCAUUCAUUCAUUCAUUCAUUACCAUUAACCGCUUAUCCGCAAUCGGGUCGCGGGCAAGGGGCCUGAUUCACGACGACAUUUUGCCUAAUUACAAAAGGAAUGCAGUUCCAUGUACGGCCAGAGGCUGCAAGUGGCCCAAAGAUGGACGCUACGUCAAAAUUCCCAUCACCAUCUCCUCCAGAUACACCGGAGCAGAGCGCAACUUCAUCAUUAGAAGCCUGGUGACCUUCUAUCGAUCUACCUGCAUUCGCUUUUACUGGAGACAAUCUUGGCAGUCGAGCUACAUUCACUUCUUCUCUGGAAAAGGGUGUUAUUCCUCCCUGGGCCGUCAAGGCGGACAACAGAUGAUCUCUCUGAAAAGCAACGGUUGUUUGUUCACGGGCACAGUGCAGCACGAGGUCCUCCACGCUCUGGGCUUCCACCAUGAGCAAGUCCGCUCCGACAGAGACAAAUACAUCCAGAUCCUCACCAAGAACAUUCGACAAGGAAAAGAACAUAACUUUGUGAAGGUGGCGACUAACAACUUGGACACUCCCUACGACUUCCAGUCUGUCAUGCACUACAGCAAAUUCGCCUUCUCCAGAAACGGGAGUCCGACCAUCGUUUCAAAGACAGGCGGGGACUUUGGACGCGCCACAGAGAUGAGCGCCAAUGACAUCGCUCGCAUCAACCGCCUGUACCAAUGCCGACGUUAAUGAUGGACAGAAGUGUCGGCCUUCAGGUUCUUCAACACCGCUCGUCAUGAUCACAGGAGAGGCUGAGACAUGUUUUACUCAAAGAAAAAAAUACUUUGUAUGAUUCCUUUCAUUAUUAUUAAUCAUUACUAUAAGAUUCAUGGGGAUAUUCUAUAUUCAGGGAAAUAUAAAUGUUAGAUAUUUUAAGCAAAGAACAAAGAAAUUCUAAACUCCUCAUAUAGACUCCUUUGGGUCG